Molecule: messenger RNA, 602 nt
Organism: Cercocebus atys (sooty mangabey)
Lineage: Eukaryota; Metazoa; Chordata; Mammalia; Primates; Cercopithecidae
Product: cystatin-12-like
Exons: 3
Coding region: 118-510 (130 amino acids)
Molecular function (GO): cysteine-type endopeptidase inhibitor activity
Source: RefSeq, a predicted model, not a curated record
GGGAGGCUCAGCAGCUCAGCGCCUCUGUUAGGCAGUGCUACGUGGGGUCAGAGCUGGGAAAGGUGUCACCAGCGGUGGUGGCCACCUCCUCCUCCAGUGCCAACUCUGGAGACAGCUAUGCAGUGGAAGGUGCCCCUGCUUGUGGGGCUCAUCGUGCUGAGAACCCAUGUCUACAGCUGCAAAUUUGUAGACAUUGAUAAGAACUCGAAGGAUUUCGCCAGUGCUGUGGAGUAUGCUGUGUUUCAGUUCAAUGAGGACCAGGAAGACGAGUUUGCCUACAAGUUUCUGCAGGUACGCCGGAGCCAGCACAAGAGAUGGACGUUGAUAUAUUUAAUGGACUUGGAGAUGGGGCGUACAGUUUGUAAGAAACAUGAUGAAGACAUUGACAAUUGCCCAUUGCAAGAAGGCACAGAAGAGAAAAUGGUGCGCUGCACUUUUAUAGUAGAUGUUCGAUCUUGGUUUUCCCAGUUCACCCUCCUGAACAGCACCUGUGUGGAGAGAAGGUGGUGACAGAGCCCAUGGUUUUUUGCAGCAGAAGUCCCCUCUUCCUCCAGAGUGUGACAGUCUGUAGUCCUAGAUCUGUGCAGCCUGGCAGAAUUAAA